GGAGUACCAAAGUGCUUGUUUUCACAAGGGCAAAAUGCGUCUUUUACGCCUUACGCACGAUCCAGAAGUCCAUUAUCUGCCCUUUGCACGGCUCUCCCUUUAAAUUUCCAAUCAGUAGACGUGAGCACUGAGUUGAACUUUGAGACCUACUAGAUAGCAGACGUGUUGGAGCAGCAGUGUUGUUUCAUCACAGAUCAAAAGGCAAUGGGCUGACACACUUUAAUUACCUCCGUCCCUCGAUGGCAGUGGAGAGGACACUGGCUUCUAACAUGCCUCGCUUCCCAACCAAGCGUGUUUAGCAGAUAAUAUUUGGAUCUGGACAUUUCUUUCUAACUAAAGAGGUCAAACAACUGGUUUUCAACAAUGAGGCCUCCGGUGGAAGUCAGCGUGUUGAUCCUUUCUCUUUCGGCUCCUGGAGUUUUUAUCACCAUGAACAACGUCCCUGCGCUUCAGGAACCUCUUCCGAUCCUGGGAAUGGGAAUGCUCAUCCUGGGACUUGUUCUUCUUCUCCUUCUCCUCACUGUGCGGAACCUGAAGAAAGUGGACCCCUUAUUCUACGUAUUUGCAGGGUUUUCCUUCUCCUGCAUGGUGUUCCUGACCAAUGCUUUAGAGCAGGAUGGGUUCAUCUCUGGCUUCAUGGCCUUCUACCUAAAGACGGGUGAGCCUCAUCUAAGAACCGCCUACGCUGUGAUGACGUCUUACUGGGAAGGUGUCGUUCACUUGCUCCUCUUCCUCACCAUCAUCCACCGCAUGUUCAAAGGGAAGUCCUAUCGUAGCCUGGGGCUGCUGUGGGCCGGAUCCUCCAUCGGCCAUCAAAUUGUACACAUCCCCGGAGUGGUUAUUGGUAAAUACGGGUCCAACAUUCAACCAGCCUUUUGGAGGAAUGUCCCCUUCUUCUUGGUGCCUUUCUGGGCGGCCUCGCUGCUAUUUAGCCGACCCAGAGAGAUGCCAGUCGUAACAGCAGACAAGAUCAUAGCAGAGCAGAAGAAAGGAUUGCUGUCUCGACCUGUAGACCUGCUUCUGUCUCUUCUGUUGCUUGGAGCGAUGGCCUUCUCUGUUUUCAGAGGUUUUGUGGUGCUGGACUGUCCUCUGGACGCGUGUUUCACCUACGUCUACCAGUACGAGCCCUACCUUAAAGACCCUGUUGGCUUUCCAAGAGUUAUGGUCAAUGCUGGUGUAUCUUUUCUAUGCUCUGCCCCUGCUGACUGUCUUCACCUAUGGUCUGAAAACACCUGGAUGCAGCUGGAUGUUGGACUGGACCAUCUUCUUAGCUGGGGCCAUGGCUCAGACCCAGUGGUGCCAUAUCGGAGCAUCUCUGCACUCCCGCACUCCCUUCACGUACCGGGUCCCAGCGGACAAAUGGUGGCCUUUUAUCACCCUCAAUGUGCUGCUGGCUGCUGUGCCGGCUCUGCUGGCCCUGCGCUGCCACAACAACCCCACUUAUUUCCUGAAACCUGUUCCCGAGGGACAGACCAACAACGAAAAGAAGAAAAACUAGACUAGACUGCACACCAGCCACGGACUGUUGAGGAAUACUUCACCGCUGUGCUGAGGCUAAUGUUUUCUGAGGACUCUCUUUGGCGCACAAACUGUAUUAAACACACAUUAUCAACUUUAACUCAGAUGAAAUCUUAAAAAACAGUCAGAAAUUAGUCACCUUGCGCAGCAGCAGCAGCACUCCCUGCAUGAACUAUUGGACUCUGAUAAGAAGGCUGUUGAUUGAGUUGUGGACUGUGAUCAGAUUUCCGGUGACUCGUGUAGAUAACCAGUUGGUAGUUUCCCUAAAUAAGACUAUUAACAUGGAUCAUACAGUUUGGCAACGCAUUACUGGAGCGUAACAGUCAUCUUUUUGUGGGCAGAAAUCCACACUACAGCUGGAAGUUGGUUUCUACUGACCUUAAAUUCAGGUUUAAUUGUUUAAAACAGUGUAGAAGACUCAAUGAAUGCUUAAAAUGCAAUUAAACUAAAAGUUGAGGACAAGUUAGAUAAUAGCAGAUGCUGUUCAAAUGGAGAAUUUGAUGGGGCCCUGUAUUGUGUCAAAAAAUGUGAUGACAUUCAUUCUGUCACCGGGCAGCAACCAACAAUCACAUUCUUAAUUAUUUAAUCAUUUGGUCUGGAAAAUAAUG
Messenger RNA from Etheostoma cragini (Arkansas darter), 2126 nucleotides. RefSeq lists its product as uncharacterized. The transcript is spliced from 10 exons. Bases 364 to 1503 code for a protein of 379 amino acids. Gene Ontology annotation, biological process: regulation of lipid metabolic process; lipid homeostasis. Lineage: Eukaryota; Metazoa; Chordata; Actinopteri; Perciformes; Percidae. The record is from RefSeq and is a predicted model, not a curated record. Gene Ontology annotation, cellular component: endoplasmic reticulum membrane; endoplasmic reticulum-Golgi intermediate compartment membrane.